AUGACCCCCCGGCACUGUCUCCGAACGGCGGAAAGGACGGUGCGGGACCUCCCUCCCGACCAGCCUGGAGAGCCCGAGGGCCGCCGCAGUGCCUGGGCCUGGGGCCGCCUCGGCCCUGCGGGGAGCCCGGGGCAAGGGCUGAGGAGGGAGCGGGAGGGAGCAGGGAGCCCGGAGCCGGGAGUCCGAGGUCGCCCCUCACCUCGGGCCGGGCGGACAUGGCCGCGCCCCGCCAUGGCCGGCGGCGUUGCCGUGGGGACGGGCCCGCGUCACCGGGACAGCGGCAAAAGCCGCGGCCCGGCGGACGUUCCCCCUCGGACGGGAAGAGGAGCAGUAUUUAAAAUAAUAAAGCAGGCUUAUAUGUUUUUUUGGCAGUAUGUGUGUCCUUCGAAAUACCCAGCAGAAAUACCCAGCUUCCAACACCACAGAGUUAACACAGCCAAGAUUUGUUUUACCAACUCAGAACUCAGACAGGUCAUUUCAAGGCAGAAAUUCAAGCACCUUGGAGCAAUCACUGGUUUCGAAGAGACUGCUUCUAUCAUUUAUGGUGGUACAGGAAAGGACAAGUUUAAGAAGGACAAUCCCCUUCAAGCUGUUCUUCAGCCAUAUAAAUUGAACUCACGAAGGUUUAUCUGUGUAAUCCCUGCCUCCACUUUGCUUGCCUGCCUCAUUGGGAUGCAGGGUGCCUGGUUUCUCAGUGUUCAUCACAGCACAGCUCCCACUGCCUACAGUUUGCAGUGGCAAGUGCUCAACACUUCUACAAAUUACACUCCUCCAUACCAAGCACCUCCAGAAACACAGUUAACAACCACAUGUGCAAAGUGACUCCUAUCACACAGGAAAUCUGUGGCAAAGGCAGGGAUACGAUUCAGUUCCCCAGGGCUGCACUCAUGCCUUAAUCGUGAAAACAUUGUUUCCUUCUCUACAGUUGUCUGCUUCACUCACUGUGUCCUUACAACGGCUGCAACAAAGUACAGAUUGCACAGAGGUUUUACUAUGCAGUGAUUCAUCCUCCAGCGCAGGUCCUUUCUGUGCGCUAAAUAACACAGAGGAGCCACGGAAAACUCUCUGCCCAAAGGAAUGACAUGCAGUUCCCUCUGCCUCACCACUCACAUAAUCCACCAGAGUCCUUGUCCUUUUGUCUGCCUCUUCUACCACCAAGAGAGUUGGGUGCAUGGGAGUGAUGGGAUUCCUGAUCCAAUUCCUGCGCUUAAUCAGGCCCGACUGCAGCAGCAGCGAGCGGCAGGAUCAGGGGAAAAUGUUUUGAACGCCAGUAGCCCCAGGGCUGGAGCGUGCCCAGAUGUUUCAUGGAAUGGCUCUGGCAGACCAGUCACACACAGGUGUUUAUUGGCUUGAAGUAAAAGUCAGGAAUACCAAGAAUAAUUCAUCUGCCACUUGGCUCUUCAAACAGAACAGGAACGAGCACAACGUGCAAAUCUAAACGGCAGAUAACAGCAGCUCUUAGCUAACACACACACUUUACCCGCGGAGCUGCUUGCCUGAUGAACUUUUUAUUUUCCUGGAAUGAACUCAUUUGAGUUAUGAAAACUGAUUAUGCAUAUUGUUACAGGCACGCAGCCAAGCAACCGUACAACUUGCUUUUUCACUAAUAUCUGUCAUUUUUAGGAACAAAACAUGCUGCUGCUAACUGCAAGUAUAAAUCUACUUCUUAGAAAUAUGAUUUGCAGUUUACUUUCUCUUUACAUUUAAAAGCUAUUUAAAAGCAAAAUAAAUCUAGCUGGAUCAAAAGUAGCAUUGUGUACUUAGUUUAAAUAUACUAAUUUUCACACUAAAAUUACUUUAGGGAGCAAAGACUUGCUAUAUGUGGCAAAUCAAAGGAGAAAUGUAAGAAACUAUUCCAAAGAGGUUUGUUACUCCGCAUGGCAAAAGCUGUGCACAGCCUCUCUGUGACCUGACUCCGCACGAUUUAUUGGUCAUCUUUAAUAAAGCGAAAUCCAAGCACCUUUUCUGUUUCGUUACUUCCAUUUUAGCACUUGCAGUAGCAGACAGACAGACAAAGUUUAGUUUUAGCCUGGGAGCUAAAAGAAAUACUUCUAACAUACAUAUGUACUGUUACAGUCUGACUUAUAAAUGCUCAGUAGUAAAGUCAGCAGGAAUUGAGCACUAAAACUGGAGAAGAGUAAGUGGAAAGAGAUCCUGCUGUAUUUGCAGACUCGUGGUAAUAAGGAGAGUGCUCCCGGCUGCUCUUGGAAACUUGUCAUGUAAGUGAGUAAGGGGAGAGGUCAGAUAGUGACAGACUGCUCUUCCAGCCUGAAAUGGGGGGUUGCACCAAAUCUAAAAAACCAAAACUAGUUUGAAACAUGCAUUUAACUAAAAAUUAAUGUUAUUAAAGCAAAUUAUACCCAUCAUUUAGAAAUGUAGUCUGAAAGUACCGUAACUCCUGGCUUCUCUUCAGAUGAUGUCUGGCAGUGUGCUAUGUAUUAUCCACAAAGUAUCUUCCAGAAUCCCCAGCACCCUGGCUUCAGGAGCCACUCUGAA
Molecule: messenger RNA, 2496 nt
Organism: Manacus vitellinus (golden-collared manakin)
Lineage: Eukaryota; Metazoa; Chordata; Aves; Passeriformes; Pipridae
Exons: 4
Coding region: 1-822 (273 amino acids)
Source: RefSeq, a predicted model, not a curated record